AUGUGGGGCGACGAGGACGACGACGCGCCCGGAGGUGGCCCCAUCUCAGAGCUCAAGAAUCUCUUCCGAAAGAAAGGGGCAGCGGCUCUGCCACAGGGACUUCUGGACGACUUCAUUCGAAGCACCAGCGGCGACGCGGCUGGGGACAGCGGAGGGGUCACCCUCGAAGAGCUCUUCCAGCCGCUGCUGCUGUCGUUGGUGAACGACGCGGCGGAACUAUGUUCCCGAGCGGACCCCAUGGCCGCGAUGGGGGAAUUCGCCUCCGUCGUUCAGGCCUUGGCGGCCCUGGUGGCUUGGAAACCGCUGGCCGGCCUCUUCGCAAACCUACCGGAUUGGGUGCCGGAGGCGGCGUGCUCCGGAAAGAGUCUGGAGAAGAAAAGCCCCCUAGGGAUACUCUUCUCCUUCAAGGCGUCUCGAGCGAGCUUUGAAGUCGGCACCAUCGACCUGGUAGUGUGCGGAGCAGAGUGGAGCAGGGAGAGGAAGGCGACGAGAGAAGAGAGCCAGGCCCUGGGGAGCGUUCUCAAGACGUGUCGUCAGUCCCUCACCACGGUGCGGGAAGCGCUGGUGGGUCUGCUGACCACGCUGCUCAAAGCCAAGCAGGCCAGAGAACAGGUUCUGCAAUGGGUUGGUGAAGUGGCCAAUCACAACAGGGGCCGAGAGCGCGACGGCUUCCACCAAGGGUUUGAGGUUCUACCGUUGAGCUCUGAGGGUAUGCUGGGCAACGUGCUGUGGGCCCUCCUGCGGCUUUGCGAACCGUUCCUCACGGCAGGAGACCCGAAGGCGGAGGCCCUGGCGGAUAAGACGGACCUCGACUACUUCAGGGGGAGCGAUAGGGUCAGCCGGUGGUUGGACCAGCGAAAUCAGUCCCGUAUCGCGCAAUUCGAGGCUAACCGGGCCGCCCUCCUAGCUUCGGCUUCCUCCUCCUCCUCGUCCCCCUCCCCGGGCAACAACCCCCAGUCGACCGCAGGGGCCGGUGCAGGCGGGGGGGAGAGGGAGGAGGAAGAAGAGAAGGAGAUCGACCCGAAGAGUAAGACUUUUGGAACUACGGCAGAGUUCGCCGGGCUUGCGGCGCGACUGUUGCACGUCGGGAUCGGGCAGAGAGUAAAGCAGUGCCAGACACGGCUGGAGGAGGGUGCCCUGACGAAGCUGAUGCUCCAGCUGGUGGACAUGGACCCGGACAUCGUACUGCCGUCCCUGCGGUUCCUGCGGUUCCAGGCAUCCCGCUUAAUCAAGCACGCCUCGAUAGGCCGCGGGAUCACGAGGAACGCGAUGGGAGAGCCGUUGCCGCCGCUGCCGAUGCCCCCGCCGCCUAGGUUCGCCAUGUUGCCGGCACACCUCAUGGAGGACGUGAGCGACAUGAUAAAAUUUCGCCGGGUACACGUGCCCGCCCGACUCCCGGUCAGGGCUAACGCCCUUGGAGCUCAUCUCCCCGAUCGAGGCGUCCGGGAUACUGUCGUUCCUCGUGCUCUUCAUUGGCACAUCCGGCUUACCGGCAGCCACACCCAGUUCUACGACAAGUUCACCUUCCGCAGCCUCACGGCCCAGCUCCUGGAGCACCUUUGGACCCUCCGCCCUUACCGGGAAAGCAUCAUCCGCUACUCGCAGGACAGCGCAAAGUUUGUUCGGUUCGCUAAUAUGCUCAUCAACGACAGCAUCUAUCACAUGGACGAGGCGGUCAAGUUCCUCUCUGCCAUCAAGGCCGCACAGGCGCGAGCGGCGGACCAAUCCCUGUCGGAGGAGGACAGGGCGGCGGCGCGGGAAGAGGCGGAACACUCAGGCAGAAGCGCCAAGUACUGCCUAAAGGAGGCGAAGCUGCUGCUACGCAUGCUUGCGUACAUGAGCGAGAGCAUCAAGGACGCCUUCAUGGUGGACGAGCUGAGGGCUCGAAUCGCGCAGAUGCUGGGCUACUUCCUCGACCACCUGGUCGGCAGGAAGAGCAAAGACCUUAAGGUGGAGAACAUGGCCGAGAUCGGUUGGCGUCCCCGGGAGGUGCUGGGUACCCUGGUGGACGUGUACCUGAGCCUUUCUGCGUGCCCCCCCUUCGCGGAGGCAGUCGCAGGAGACGAGCGGUCGUACAAGAGGGAGAUCUUCCUGCGUGCGGCAGAUGUUAUAUCUAAAGUCCCUUCGGACGGCUCUCCCGCCAGUGAGCCCCGUGUGGUGGAGGCUUUCCGGGCAUUCGCAGACAAGGCCGAGGCUGCGUUCGUCGAGCUGUCGCAGGCAGCGGAGGAGCUUGGAGACAUCCCGGACCGUUUCAUGUGCCCGAUCGGUUGCGAUAUCAUGCGCGAUCCGGUUACGCUGCCAACCAGCGGGCAGAUCAUGGACAGGCCGGCCAUCACCCGCCACUUGCUCUCGGACGCGCAAGACCCGUACAACCGGAAGCCGCUGACGGUGGAGAUGCUCGAGCCGAACGAUGCUCUCAGGGGGGAGAUAGAAGAGUGGAUCAGGAGCACCCCCAGUUACCGGUGCCGGAGCAGGCGCGGUGGCUGGCGGAUCAGAUGGCCUUGA
Molecule: messenger RNA, 2505 nt
Organism: Ectocarpus siliculosus
Lineage: Eukaryota; Phaeophyceae; Ectocarpales; Ectocarpaceae
Source: the annotation of a GenBank genome assembly